CGUUAAUUCCGUCGGUAAGGGUAAAAUAAAAGAUAUAUCCUAGGGCACGGAAAUACUUCUUCUCACUUCAAACACCCAACACAGAUAGAGAGAGAGAGCUUUUACUGUAAAUUUAGGGUGAAAUCGUGAAAGGGAUAAAAAAUAAUGUGAAUCUAGGGCUUUUAUUGCAUUUUUCUCUUCUUCUGCUGCAUCUUUUCGCUAAAGGACAGGAACAUGAAUAAUCUAGAGCGUGUUUGGAUGUACGAGAAGUUGGAUGGCCGAGGGAGUAUAAACCGUAGCUUUGUAACCGGUAUGGACAAUUUUAUUCAGUUUGCACGUUCUCAACGAAAUUACAUGAGCGGUGACAAGGUUAGAUGUCCAUGUAAAAAAUGUCACAACAUUAAAUACAUGGAUGCUGAAAUCGUUCAAUAUCACCUUUUUCAUUUUGGAUUUGUUGAGAACUAUUUUGUUUGGGAUUAUUAAGGGGAAAAAGAUAUGAUCAAUGAGAUAGCUUCUGGCAAUGAUUUGCACGGUGGUGCUCAACCUGAAUUGGGAUUUGAUAAUCCAUACGGACAAAUGGUCUUAGAUGCAGCUGGUCCCAACUUUGGUCAGGGUUCGAGUUCGCAAUCUUAUAGCAAUAUUGAACCUGAUUCUUAUCAUCCUUGUGAACCUUCAAUGGAGGAGGAGCCUAAUCCUUCAAUGAAGGAGGAUCCUAAUCCUUCAAUGGAGGAGGAGCCUAAUCUUGAGUCCCAGAGAUUUUAUGAUUUGCUACGAGCUGCUGAUGCCGACUUGUAUCCCGGUUCUUCUCUCUCUCAACUUGCAGUAGUCUCCAGGAUGUUAAAUAUUAAAAUGGAGAAUACUAUGUCACAGAGAGGUUAUAACCAAAUGAUGCAAUUGUUGAAAGAGGCUUUACCUGAAGAUAACAAAGUGCUUGAUAGCUAUUAUCAGACUAAGAAACUAGUGCGUAGUUUGGGUUUGCCAGUUGAAAAGAUUGAUUGUUGUGAUUCAGGAUGUAUGUUGUAUUGGGGUGAUGAUGCACCUUACAUCUUGUAAAUUCUGUGUCUACCAGAGGUAUAAGCGUCGUGUCGGCUCUCGUAAAAGGAAAUUGGGCCCUUACAAGAAAAUGUGUUAUUUUCCUUUGAUUCCUAGAUUGCAAAGAUUAUAUGCAUCCCAUGCUACAGAUGCCGACAUGAGAUGGCACCAUGAGCAUACACAAGAGGAUGGGGUAAUGCGUCAUCCAUCAGAAUCUAAGGCUUGGAAGAAUUUCAAUGAAACUCAUUCUUUUUUUGCUGCUGAACCAAGAAAUGUAAGGUUGGGGUUAUAUACUGAUGGUUUCCAACCCUUUAGUCAGUCUGGGAGGAAAUACUCUUCGUGGCCAGUGAUUGUCACCCCAUACAAUUUACCUCCAGGAAUGUGCAUGAAAGAGGCAUAUAUGUUCCUAACUAUCAUUGUUCUUGGGCCAAACAAUCCCAAAUAUAAAAUUGAUGUUUAUCUGCAACCUCUAAUAAAAGAAUUGACUUUGUUAUGGGAGACAGGUGUAGAAGCAUUUGACAUCUCGAAAAAGCAAAACUUUCAACUAAGGGCAGCUUUGAUGUGGACAAUCAGUGACUUCCUAGCAUAUUCUAUGUUAUCAGGAUGGAGUACUGCCGGCAAGUUAGCAUGUCCUUAUUGUAUGGAGGAAACACAAUCCUUUAGAUUACAACAUGGCAGGAAUACAUCUUGGUUUGACAGUCAUAGAAUGUUCCUUGACCAACAUCAUCCGUUUAGGAGAGAUCGUAAAAACUUUCUCAAAGGUAAGACUGUGAAAAGACUAUCACCAUCCUAUAGAAUAGGAAAGGAAAUUUUGAACCAAAUUUGUGACUUAGGGAUAAGGAAAGUAACAGAGUUAGAUGCACAGGAAGUUAAUCGGAAAAUAUAUAAGUCUUGUGGGUGGAAAAAGCGAAACAUAUUUUGGGAUUUUCCUUAUUGGAGUUCUAACAUGAUUCGACAUAAUCUUGACGUCAUGCAUAUUGAAAAAAAUGUCUUUGAUAAUGUAUUUAAUACAGUUCUAAACAUUGAUAACAAAACCAAAGACAAUCACAAUCACGUCUAGAUAUGGUAAAUAUUGUGAUCGACCACAGCUGGCAAAGGAUACUAGUGGAAAAUAUCCAAAAGUUGUAUAUACAAUAGACAAGGAAGAAAGAGCUAUCUUGUUCAAUUGGGUGAAGGGUUUGAAGUUUCCAGAUGGGUAUGUUUCGAAUUUGGGUAGAUGUCCAGACACAAAUGCGAAAAGGUUAUUUGACAUAAAAAGUCAUGAUUGCCAUGUGUUCAUGCAACGACUAAUGCCUAUUGCUUUCCGUGAACUACUUCCUAGUAAUGUGUGGCAAGCACUUACAGAAUUGAGCUUAUUUUUUAAAGAUCUUACUUCAACCACUUUAGGAGUGGAUGACAUGGAGAUAUUAGAGGCAGACAUCCCACAAAUCUUGUGUAAAUUAGAACGUAUAUUUCCCCCUGGGUUUUUUGACUCAAUGGAACAUCUUCCUGUGCACCUUCCAUAUGAAGCAAAGAUUGCUGGACCUGUACAAUAU
Lycium barbarum (goji berry) is the source of this 2546-nucleotide messenger RNA. RefSeq lists its product as uncharacterized. The coding region runs from base 475 to 1032 and encodes 185 amino acids. Lineage: Eukaryota; Viridiplantae; Streptophyta; Magnoliopsida; Solanales; Solanaceae. The record is from RefSeq and is a predicted model, not a curated record. The transcript has 2 exons.